AUGAUGGCAAAGGGAAGGGAUACCUGGAAACGCGAGGAUAUUUCUUUGUCGCGGUUUCCCCUAUAUAAGCUCCGAUUCUUCAGGAUUUCGAGUAUCAUCGUUUCAGCUCGUCCAUUGUACGCUCCUACGUUCAAACUACCUACUAUCAACAUGUUCAAGUCUCUGUUGUUCGCCGGAUUAUUGGCCGUCGCCAUGGCCGCCCCGUCGCCGGUACCAGCUCCAGUUCCGGCUCCGGCCCCGGCUCCAGCUCCGGCACCAAGCUCCGCAGCUUUGAUCGGUGCUCCAGUCGCGGCUGCUUCAUGGGGGGCGGCUUUGAGCUCCAACAUCGCGGCUCCUCUCGUCUACACGAGUUACCCGCCGCCCCUACCCCUAGCCGGUUACAUACCCUCGUCGCCUUACAUCUAUAAGAGCUACAUUUACUAAUAAUUACACCAACAACAAACCGUCCAAGCAACCGAUCCUCUCGUUUUUCCUAAACUUUGAAAAAAAAAAUUACUAAUCCUUGUACUUUCCACGAAGGUAUCGUUUUCCUACUUCGAUUCUCCGUCAAUGUUCUGUAUCUGUAGACUUUCGUUUCAAUAAAGUCGUUUAAAGGCAA
Molecule: messenger RNA, 598 nt
Organism: Osmia lignaria (orchard mason bee)
Lineage: Eukaryota; Metazoa; Arthropoda; Insecta; Hymenoptera; Megachilidae
Product: Neuropeptide-like precursor 3
Source: RefSeq, a predicted model, not a curated record